AUGAAGCUCACAUUCAAAGAUUUGAAACAGGAGAAGUUCGAGAUUGAUGCGGAGCCCUCAGAGACAGUUGGGCAAGUGAAGGAAAGAAUUUGCCAGCUCAAGGGCUGGGAGGUCCCUCAACUGAAGUUGAUCUACUCGGGGAAAAUUCUCAAAGAUGAGAACACGAUUGAAUCUUACAAGGUGGAAGAGAAGGGCUUCAUAGUAUACAUGGUGUCCAAGCCCAAGACUUCGUCAUCCUCUGCCGCUCCCUCGCAAGGUCCCUCCACGCCUUCGAGAGCGGCUGCUUCGACUCCUGCUGCUCCCCCAGCUCCAGCUCCCGCUACCAGCGCUCCGGCCCAGGCCGCCCCUCCUGCGACCCCGUCUCCCGCUGCUACCGGGGCUUCUCAGUCCGGUUCCGCUUUCAAUGAUCCCUCUGCCUUGAUGACAGGCCGUGAAAACGAGAAUGCCGUUGCUCAAAUGGAGAGCAUGGGUUUCGCGCGAGAUGACAUCAACCGUGCGAUGCGGGCGGCUUUCUUCAACCCCGACCGGGCCGUCGAGUAUCUCCUGAGUGGAAUCCCCGAUAACAUCCAGCAGGAGCAGCAGCAGCAACAACAACAACAACAAGCCGCCGCUGCCGCUGCCGCCUCGCCAACCCCCCAGGCUCCCUCUGGCGAGAGCGGGCUCACUACGGCCGGAGGUGAUGAGCCAGUCAAUUUGUUCGAAGCGGCUGCUCAGGCUGGUACUCAGGACACUGGCCGUGCCGGUCGUUCUGGUGGCGAAGCACUUCCUAAUCUGGACUUCCUGCGGCACAACCCCCACUUCCAACAACUGCGCCAGCUGGUUCAACAGAACCCCCAGAUGCUCGAGCCAAUCCUCCAGCAACUGGCCUCGGGAAACCCCCAAAUCGCGGCGCUCAUUGGACAGAAUGAGGAGCAAUUUCUCCAGCUUUUGAGUGAGGAGGACGAGGAGGGCGCACUCCCUCCUGGCACGCAUCAGAUUCAUGUGACUGAGGAAGAGAGAGACGCCAUCGAACGGCUUUGCCGCCUUGGCUUUUCACGAGACUCGGUCAUCCAAGCAUAUUUCGCUUGCGACAAGAAUGAAGAACUGGCCGCCAACUACCUGUUUGAAAACCCGGAUGACCCUGAGGACCAAUAA
Messenger RNA from Aspergillus terreus NIH2624, 1134 nucleotides. Its product is annotated as putative UV excision repair protein (RadW). Lineage: Eukaryota; Fungi; Ascomycota; Eurotiomycetes; Eurotiales; Aspergillaceae. Gene Ontology annotation, cellular component: cytosol; nucleoplasm. The coding region runs from base 1 to 1134 and encodes 377 amino acids. Gene Ontology annotation, molecular function: polyubiquitin modification-dependent protein binding; ubiquitin binding; proteasome binding. Gene Ontology annotation, biological process: nucleotide-excision repair; proteasome-mediated ubiquitin-dependent protein catabolic process. The transcript is spliced from 7 exons. The record is from RefSeq and is a predicted model, not a curated record.